ACCCAACCCCACCAAACUUUGAAUUCUAAUACUAGUAUAUCUUCUUCAUCCAACUUAACUUCUCUCACCAUUUUCCAGCUCUCCCUAGUCCCUCCUCCUCCAUGCUCUUGAUACUAAACCACAUUAAAUGAAUUUCACAAACCCAUCUGACUCCUUCCAUUAAUGCCCACCAUAAAAACACCCACUUUUUCACAAACUCACACCACUUGUUACUUUCAUCAUUCAAAUACCAUCAUUUAUCAUUCCUAACCUCCCAUCUGCUCACUUCAAUGGGGAGGAAAAUGAAGCUCAUUCCAUUCCUAUUCAAGCCCACUGAACAAAUACUAUCUUCUUCUUCUUCGGCUUCUUCGUGGCCUUGGCCUAAUUGCGGUAGCCCCAAGACACUCUCUUUUCGAGCCGAAAAGAUCAUGAACUCCGUCUUUGUUGCUAAUGACUCCAGGUUCCUCACCUCAUCAUCGGUGUGUGAACAAUCUUCUAGCAUUUUGUCAACUACCGUAGUGCUGGAAGAGGAGGAAUAUUUAGCCGAGGGUGCGGAUCAGACCAUAGAGAGUGUAAUUCGGGGCGCGAAAACCUCGUCCGAGAGGCUGUUCUUCGAUAAUCACGCAGGAGAAACAACUAGUUGCAUAGUUUCGGAUCAGCAUCAGCUUACAAAGAGUAAUGACAACAAGAGUGGUGAUGUUACGAGUAGUGCUACUAAUAGAAUUGAUUGUGCCACAAGUAACGAGAGAUAUAAAUAUUGUUCGAGUGAUAAAGUAUUGUUGAUGGAGAUGGAUUCGAGAGAUCCGUACGACGAUUUCAAGAAAUCGAUGGAGGAGAUGGUGGAAGCCAAUGGCUUCAAUGUGAAGGAUGAUUGGGAGUCUCUUCAUCAACUCUUGAAAUGGUAUUUACAAGUCAACGGGAAAAGCAACCAUGGCUAUAUAGUUGGAGCAUUCGUUGACUUGAUGGUCUCUCUCGAGUACUCUUCGGCUUCUUCUUCGUUUUCUUCGCCGACUUCAUCGUCUUCGAGUAGUACUGAUUAUGAUCAUAACAACUCCUCUUCUUCAUCCGCCACUGUUAUUACUCAGUCUCCUGUUUCGGCUCUCUCGUUCUCUUCUAAUUAUUCCACGGCUCCUUGUUUAUUGACUUUAUUCGAGGAAGAAGAGGAGGAAGAGGAAGAAGAAGAAAAGGACGCGGCUCUUGAUCAUCGUGGUUCGACAUAAUUAAACGACAUUCUGUAAUGAUAAUUAGAAUUAGUGAAGUCUAUUAGCUAGCAAUAUGGUAUGAUAUUUUCCCACCUCAAAUAUUGAUUUAAAUUAUCGAUUAAUGUCAUUGUAUUUGGAUAUCGGAAGUAUAUAUAUAAAUACUAGUUAUCUUUUAGCGACA
Daucus carota subsp. sativus is the source of this 1362-nucleotide messenger RNA. RefSeq names its product transcription repressor OFP15. The transcript has a single exon. Lineage: Eukaryota; Viridiplantae; Streptophyta; Magnoliopsida; Apiales; Apiaceae. Bases 270 to 1199 code for a protein of 309 amino acids. The record is from RefSeq and is a predicted model, not a curated record. Gene Ontology annotation, biological process: negative regulation of DNA-templated transcription.